Ictalurus furcatus (blue catfish) is the source of this 3871-nucleotide messenger RNA. Its product is annotated as protein asteroid homolog 1-like. The transcript has 5 exons. The record is from RefSeq and is a predicted model, not a curated record. NCBI's taxonomy places the organism in Eukaryota, Metazoa, Chordata, Actinopteri, Siluriformes, Ictaluridae. Bases 568 to 2667 code for a protein of 699 amino acids.
CUCUAACACGACAUGAAAGUUUGAGGACUGCAUUGUGUGAGAUUUGUUCGUUAUUCUGAGUGAACACUGAGUGCUGAAAGUCUCAGUGACAUGAAGGCGGGGUUCUGUGACAGGAAGUUCAAUGCUGAAUAAACUAAAAUCAGCAAAUAAAUAAAUAAAUAAAUAAAUAAGUGUGCCUUGGGUCACGUGACUCUCAGGGGAUCAGGCUCACAGUAAUGACGUUGCGAGUCCAAAACAAGAGCAAGAGGAAAACCAAAACUGGACGUAUGUAACUUUCGCUUUCCUUCAGUCUGAGGCUGUAAGUUUCGUUUUCCUGACAAAGGGAAUAAAAGCGCCUCCUAUCGGCCGCGUCCCAAAUCACACCACCUACAGCGCGCAGUUACCGAGCAAACACUGUUUAUUCUCCCAGAGGAGCAGAGAUCUCCACAAACACUCUGAGCGGCAAGACACGCAGAUCUAAAGCAGAUUUAAAGCAGAACUGAAGAGGAAUUGCAAUCCUACAACUUCUUCUGCGCACUUAUUUACUGAAGGCAUUAAAGGGAAUUAAAGGAUCAAACUUUACUCACUAUGGGAGUUCAUGGACUUCAAAGCUACAUCGAGAGCAACAGUGAUUUUCUGAAGACCAGCUGGUUUAGAGAAAGCAAACUCGUCAUCGAUGGAUGCAACUUGUAUUACCGUCUUUACUUCAUGUCUCACCUGGACCAAGCACACGGCGGGGAUUACGAAGACUUUGAGAAAAUAGUUACACUGUUUUUUAAAAAUCUCAGACUCUGCGAUAUUGAGCCCUACGUGGUGCUCGAUGGAGGGACUGACGUCAGUGACAAAAAAUUUGACACCCUGAAGACUAGAUGCCAAGACAAAAUCAGAAGAGCCGAUGCCUUGUCCAGGGGCCGUUCAGGAGACGUUUUACCCAUUCUCACCAAAAACGUGUUCAAGCAGAUCCUCCAGAAACUCAGGAUUCCCUUUAUUCAGUGUCUGGCAGAAGCGGAUUGGGAAGUAGCCGCAUUGGCCAACGAGUGGGCGUGUCCUGUUCUGUCCAACGACAGCGAUUUCUACAUCUUCAGCAACCGGGGCGGAUUUUUGCCCCUCAGUCAUUUCCAGUGGAGGGAAGUGAGUCUGAUGAGAAAGGGUAAAAAAAAAUUCAUCCCUGCCAAGUCAUACCAUGUUCGAAAUCUGUGUACUGCUUUUAAUAGCAUGAAUAAAUAUAAUCUUCACCUUUUUGCCACCAUCCUGGGCAAUGACUACACCAAACUGGACAAGAGUGUGUUUCCAAACUUCUCAAAGUUCUCAACCAGACCUGGAGGAAUCGCCCAGAUCGAUGGCUUACUCGUGUGGUUAUCACGCUUCCCCAACCCAAAGGAAGCCAUCGCUGGUCUCCUCAGGCCCCUGGGGAAGAACAUCAAAUCAGCCAGCAUUCGAAACACAAUAUAUCAGGGAAUGGCAGAGUACAGACUCAAUCCCAGCUCCAUUGCCCAGUUCUUCAUAAGCGGAGAACCUCCGAUCAAGCCUCCAGGCCGUUUACAGAACCUGCCGGACUGGAGUCUGAAACCUCUGGCAGAAGGCAAGCUGGCUUCCUCCGUCAUUGACGUCCUGACACUGCAGAGGCUCAUGAUAAACUUCCAGGUGGAGGAUUUUGGGCUGAGCAGCAGCAGCGAGACGUCUCGGCCGAUACGACAGGUGAUGUACGGCGUACUGUUGUGUACCAGGUGGAAGAAAGUCGGUAAACGCGGCACGUCUUCUGGAGAGAACCAGCAAUACUACGUGGAGGAAUACAACAGGCAGGAAAUAACGCUGCGCAGCUCCAUGGUUCCAGCUGUUCUACCGACACGUGUAGUAACACACCUUCACCUGGACUCACUGUGGGAGACACCUGAGAAUGUACGCCUGCAGGUCCUGUUGGAUGCCCUGUGUGUGUCUCCGGUGUUUAAUUCUCCCAUCAUCCCCGAAAAUCUGCAGCUAGCCGUGUAUGUCACAGGUUUCUGGCUAAAUCAUGCGCAACCCGAACCAACAGCGGAAAUGUUCUGGGCUUUACUCAUCGGCCUGGUCUACGGACACCUGUGCAGAGAACAUCGGACUGCGAUCGGUAAAGAUCAGACUGAGAUACUUAAGGAUCAAACUGAGAUAGAGGCAGACACGGUGAUUUCGAGGUUUAAAAAGCUGCAGGAACGUAAAGGUCAGAAGCUUUUGGACCUGGAGCUGGCUCACGCUUACUGUCAGUGGCAGUCCUGUCUGAAUGACAGCUUCAAUCUGAACCGGCUACUGAAUCAUCCCGUCCCUGAGCCGGAGUUAGCAUGGUUGUACAGAGGCUCUCUGGUGCACACCGUCGCUCAGGAGUUGAUGGAGGGCGUCGAACCUGAGUCUCUUCUCACCGGAGCCUCUAUCUCCGUGGAUCUUUACCGAAAUCUCCAGGCCGCAGUGGAGCGCGAGCUGGACGAUGACUUCAUCGUGAGAAUGAGGACGAGGACGGGGCCGAGAGCGCGAAGGGCGUGGAACGAUCCAGCAGACGAGCUGAGCAAAAUGUUCAAACAUCUGAUGGCUGAUGAAGACGACGAUGAUGACGGUGACAAUAUUUUCGAGGAAACCUGCAGCGUUCGCACCAGACACGUAAGCCGAGCUCGCACGGAGGAUCCGAGAGCCAAGAAAUACGAGCUUGUGAAGUGGUGUUAGAUACGACUGAAUCAGGAAAAAAUCGAAAAUAGGAAAUUAUUCCCAGGAUAUCGCUUUUAUUUAGAUUUUAAUGAACUGUGUGUUUUAAUUGUGGAGCAUCGCAUGAAUUGUACCAGACUUGUGUUUACUCCUUAAGGGGAUUUGCUCUGACUCGGGUCUGCAUCAGCAUGUGUGUGUGAAGUGUUUUCAAGAUUUAUCAGCAAUAUUUACUGAGCCACAGCAGCCUCAUGAUAAAAUAAGCACUAAACAACUAACACACAAAUCACAAAUCACACAUCGUCGUCCAUCUGCAUUCAUGAACCAGCAGAGUUUCUCCAGUUAUAUUUCUACUACACAGAAAUAUCAAGCUCUAUUCUAAUCCUUUCACUUUUAGUGAAUGUAGAAGGACCAGAGCUGUCACAAAUACCAAAGCAAGAGGCUUUUGUAAGACUAAUCCCAAAUCUGACCAGAUCUGAGCAGAAUAUUAGUCAUAAUUAAUCCCUUUUCUUUUUCACUAGAGUUCUUUUUUCUCCAUUUAUAAAGUGUUCAAACAAACAAAAACCCAGACGUGUAUUAUUGUAUUAUUAUUAUUUGUAUUGUAUGAUAAUAUUUUUUGUUUUUUAAACAAUAUUAGAACAGAUAUCUACAUUAACAACCCCAAAAACCCAUUCACAUGACAAGUAAUGUAAAUAUUUAUUAUUACUGUAAUAUUAUUUCAUAUUUUAUUAUUGUAAACGAUUAGGGUUCGCACUGCUGUGUUGUUCCGCGUUCAUGUUCUGAUAAUGACGGCUGUUUAUGAUAACGUUAAUACUUUACAUCAGUGUUGUUACGCCACGGCCAGCAGAUGGCACUGCGGCACGGCUUCUGACUGGUCACGUGACUUGUUUUCGUUCGCUUCCCGCUUGGACGUUGAAUUAAGUUUGAUCAUGUCUCUGAUUUGCCCCAGGUGUCCAUGUUUUGGUUUGAUUAGGUUUGCUAUUUAAACCCCCCGUGUGACUGCGCACUGCGCGCAGUCUUAUAGUUGGUGUAGUUUGUUGCCAAACGGCUGAUGCGGGUCCCGGUUAUGUUCGAGUACGAUAGUGAAUGCGUUAGCAUGUUACGCGGUCUGGUUUCAUGCCCUGCUCUAGUUUCAAGCCACGAUACCAGUUUCUUGUUUUCCUGGUGAAGACCGCGUUUCCUGUGUUUGUUUGUCUACUGUUAAUAAAGACUUUGACCUGCACCUGCA